AUGCUAAUCACCGAGACAUGGCUUCAACCCAAUAGACAAAUCUUUAUACCCGGCUACAACCUUCAUAAAGCGGAUCACCCUAGCGAUAAUAAUAGAGGAGGUGCAGCGGUCCUAGUAAAACAGGAACUUCUAGAGCAGAUGCGAGAGGCUCCUGCCUCUUGGAAGCUGUCCGGAAUUCCCCAACCCAAAUCCGAGCGACCGGCCAUCCAACACAUUACCCAUAUGCGCAAAGCUUCACUCCAAUUUGAUGAAAAUUCGAAAAAUUUUACUCUAGAACUGAUUAUUAAUUUGGACUUCCAAGCUUUUUCGGAAGACAUUCAAGAUAUUUCAAAUGCAGCUACCAUGGAGUUGCAAAUUGAAAAUGGCAUAAAAACUAUAGCUUCAAUUUGGAAAAAACAAGGCUUUGAAAUGGCAUUUUACCAUGAUGGUAUAUAUCGAAUAAAAAAUGUCGAUGAUUGUUUUCAGCUCUUAGAAGAGCAUAUGGUUCAGAUUUCUGCUAUGAAGGCUACUCGUUUUGUCGAACCAUUUAUUGACAUUGUUGAUUACUGGGAAAAAACUUUGUCUUAUAUUAGCGAAACACUGGAGAAGGGCUUAACCGUUCAGAGACAAUGGCUUUAUUUAGAAAAUAUAUUUCAAGGUGAUGACAUACGAAAACAACUUCCAGAUGAGGCUAAACGAUUUGCGACAAUUACAGAAGAGUUUCGUACAAUAUCAAGUAAAAUGUUUCAGGCGAAGACUGCCGUUAAAGCAACUCACUUAAGACCUCCACCAUUUCUAUUAAAUCGUUUUAACCGCAUGGAUGAAAGGUUAGAACUAAUACAAAGAGCUUUAGAGAUAUAUCUUGAAGCUAAGCGUCAAUUGUUUCCUCGGUUUUAUUUUAUUUCAAAUGAUGACUUGUUAGAAAUCUUAGGAAAUGCCAAAAGACCAGACCUUGUUCAAACACAUUUAAAAAAACUCUUUGAUAACUUAUAUAAAUUAGAACUUAAACGUGUUGGAAAAACGCUGAGCAGAUGGCAGGCUACUGGUAUGUAUGCAGAUGAUGGAGAGUUUGUUGAGUUUUUACAAGUCCUCUACAUUGACGGGCCAUCAGAACGUUGGCUCAAGCAAGUUGAAGAGUAUAUGUUUUCCGUUAUGAGAGAAUUGUUGAAGUUAACCCGAGGUUCGCUCAAAAAGCUUAUUGGUAAUAGAGAAAAAUGGAUAUCCUUAUGGCCAGGGCAAAUGGUUCUUACCACAGCUCAGUUACAGUGGACCACAGAAUGCACUCGUAGUCUCAUUCAUUGCAGUAUGGUUGACCAAAAAAAACCACUUCGAAAACUUAAAAAAAAACAGAUUAAAGUUCUUUCAAAGUUAUCGGAAAUGAGUCGAAAGGAUCUUACAAAAAUAAUGCGACUUAAGGUAAACACAUUAAUCACUCUUGAAAUACAUGGGCGCGAUGUCAUAGAAAGAAUGUAUAAAGCGAAUUGCAAAGAUACUGGUCAUUUUGAGUGGUUUUCACAAUUGAGAUUUUAUUGGCAUCGAGAGUCGGAACUUUGUGUAAUUCGACAAACAAAUACGGAACAUUGGUAUGGUUAUGAAUAUACAGGUAAUUCAGGAAGACUGGUUAUAACACCUUUAACUGACCGAUGCUACAUAACUUUGACUACCGCGCUACAUUUGCAUAGAGGUGGAAGUCCAAAAGGGCCAGCAGGGACAGGUAAAACUGAAACAGUUAAAGAUUUGGGGAAAGCUUUAGGAAUGUGGGUUAUAGUAACCAAUUGCUCAGAGGGCUUAGACUAUAAAAGCAUUGGAAAAAAUUUUUCUGGAUUAGCACAAAGUGGAUGCUGGGGCUGCUUUGAUGAAUUUAAUCGAAUUAAUAUUGAAGUACUUUCAGUUGUGGCCCAGCAGAUCAUGUCUAUCAUGGCCGCAUUGUCAGCCAAAUCUUCUGAGUUUAUGUUUGAAGGUCAAAUGAUUAAGUUAAAGCAUACCGUUGGUCUCUUUAUUACCAUGAAUCCUGGAUAUGCCGGGCGAACGGAACUUCCUGAUAAUUUGAAAUCUAUGUUUCGACCUAUUUCAAUGAUGGUACCAGAUAAUAUAAUAAUUGCAGAAAAUUUACUUUUUUCUGAUGGAUUUACUAAUACUCGCAAUUUGGCCCGAAAAGUAUUUACUCUGUAUGAGUUGGCUAAACAGCAACUAUCUAAGCAGUACCACUACGACUUUGGGUUAAGAUCUAUGGUUGCCCUCCUUCGCUAUGCGGGGCGUAAACGCCGCCAACUUCCAACAACUAAUGAGGAAGAAAUUGUUUAUUUAGCAAUGAAAGAUAUGAACGUGGCGCGAUUAACAGCUAAUGAUUUGCCUUUGUUUAAUGGAAUUAUGUCAGAUAUUUUUCCUGGGGUCAGUGUACCUAUUAUUGACUACAGCGAAUUUAAUGUCGCUAUUCAUGAGGAGUUUAAAGAAGCUGCUCUUCAGCCAAUGCCAAUAGCUGUAAAAAAGGUUAUAGAGCUCUAUGAGACUAAAAAUUCUAGACACUCGGUUAUGAUAAUUGGUGAUACUGGAACAGCCAAAUCUGUUACUUGGCGAGUAUUGCAAGGAGCGUUUUGUAGAAUGAACGCACAACGCUACCAAGGCUGGGAAGCUGUAGCUGUACAUCCGGUAAAUCCAAAAGCUUUAAAUUUAGCUGAACUGUAUGGAGAAUACAAUUUAUCAACUGGUGAAUGGCUUGAUGGUGUACUUAGUUCAAUAAUGAGAAUUAUUUGCGCGGAUGAAGACCCAAUGCAAAAAUGGUUAUUAUUUGAUGGUCCUGUAGAUGCCGUGUGGAUUGAAAAUAUGAAUUCAGUUAUGGAUGAUAAUAAGCUUCUUACUUUGGUGAAUAGUGAACGCAUAACUAUGCCUGCACAAGUUUCACUUCUAUUUGAAGUUGGUGACUUAGCUGUAGCAUCACCUGCAACGGUUUCUCGAUGUGGCAUGGUAUACAAUGACUAUAAUGAUUGGGGAUGGAGGCCUUAUGUAAACUCGUGGUUGCAGCGCCAAAAGGUUAAGGAGUUCGCAGACUUUUUGCGUACUCAUUUUGAGUUUAUGCUUGCAAAGAUUCUUGAAUAUAAAAGAACUCGCUGUAAGGAACCCGUGAAAACUAAUGAGCUAAAUGGGGUUAUGUCUCUGUGCAAAUUACUUGAAAUAUUUGGAACUAAACAAAAUGGGAUAAAUGCGCACAACAUGGAAUUGUUAGAAGAAAUGACUAGGUUAUGGUUUAUGUUUUCUCUUGUAUGGUCAAUUUGUUCGAGCGUUGAUGAAGAUAGCCGUUUGAAACUUGAUAGCUUUAUUCGAGAAAUUGAAAGUUGUUUUCCUAUUAAAGAUACUGUUUAUGAUUACUUUGUAGAUCCAAUUGAAAGAACAUUUCUGCCAUGGGAUUGCAAGCUUUCCAGUUCUUGGAGAUACGAUGAAGAGUCACCCUUUUAUAAGAUAAUUGUACCUACUGGCGAUACAGUUCGCUACGAAUAUGUUGUAUCAAAACUUUUAGCGGAAGAGUACCCAGUAAUGCUGGUUGGUAAUGUAGGAACAGGGAAAACUUCAACAGCAGUUAGUGUCAUGGAAGCAUGUGACAAACAUAAAUUUUGUGUGCUUUCAGUUAAUAUGUCGGCACAAACUACAGCUGCCGGUUUACAGGAAUCUAUUGAAAAUCGUACCGAAAAACGGACAAAAACACAAUUUGUGCCCAUUGGGGGCAAACGAAUGAUAUGCUUUAUGGAUGACUUUAACAUGCCUGCAAAAGAUACUUAUGGAUCUCAGCCUCCACUAGAACUUAUACGGCAGUGGAUUGAUUACAAAUAUUGGUUCAACAGGAAAACACAACAAAAAAUUUAUGUUCAAAACACAUUACUAAUGGCGGCUAUGGGUCCGCCUGGAGGUGGACGUCAAAACAUAUCUCCGCGUACACAAAGCCGGUUUGUUUUGUUAAAUUUGACUUUUCCUACCCAGGAAACAAUUGUCCGAAUUUUCGGUACCAUGCUUUGCCAAAAACUGGAAGCUUUUUCUAAUGAAGUUCGAGAAAUGUGGCUUCCAAUCACUUUAUGCACAAUUAACUUAUACGUGGCUGUAAUAGGUAAAAUGUUACCUACUCCGAACAAAUCCCACUACCUAUUUAAUUUAAGAGAUAUUUCUAAAGUAUUUCAAGGUCUGUUAAGAUGUUCCCUGGUUCUUCAAACAAAAAAAAACCUUUUUUUGCGUUUAUGGAUUCAUGAAUGUUUCAGAGUUUUUUCUGAUCGACUUGUUGACGAUGCUGACCAACUUUGGUUUUUAAAUACUAUUAAUGAUACAUUAGGAAAAUAUUUUGAAGUUACAUUCCAUAGUCUAUGUCCUUCAAAACUAGCACCUCUAUUUGGUGAUUUUGUACACCCUCAAGGAUAUUAUGAAGAUUUCCAGAUAGAUUCAUUAAGAUCUUAUAUGAAAGUUCAGCUUGAAGAAUAUAAUAAUUUUCCUGGGAUGACUCGAAUGAAUCUGGUAUUUUUUAAAGAAGCAAUUGAGCAUGUUGUUCGAAUAUUGAGAGUAAUCUCUCAGCCGAGGGGCCAUAUUCUUAACAUGGGAAUAGGAGGUUCUGGCCGCCAAGUCCUUGCUAAGUUGGCUGCAUUUAUUUUAGAAAUGGGAAUUUUUCAAAUAGAGGUCACAAAGAAGUAUAAAACUAGCGAUUUUCGAGAAGAUUUAAAAAAUUUAUACAAGGUUACAGGAAUAAAACAACGAAUGACAAUUUUCAUCUUCAGCAGUGAACAAAUUGCAGAAGUUUCGUUUUUGGAAAUAAUAAAUAAUAUGCUAAGUACUGGAGAAAUAAAUCUUUUUAAAUCGGAUGAAUUUGAUGAAUUAAAAACAGAACUGGAACGGCCAGCAAAAAAAGCUGGAAUAGUCCUAACGACUGAAGCGAUGUAUUCGUUUUUUAUGCUCAAUGUUCGAGACUACAUGCACAUAACACUUUGUUUUAGUCCCAUCGGCGAAAAUUUUCGAAGCUACAUUAGGCAAUAUCCUUCAUUGCUAAGCUCUACAACUCCAAAUUGGUUUAGAUUUUGGCCUCAAGAGGCUCUUUUAGAAGUAGCUUCUCAUUUCUUGCAUGGCUUUCAAUUAAAUGUUGUAGUACCUGGAAAAGAGGAUGAAAAACAUCGUGACAGUUUAGUUAUGACCACUGAAAGUGUUCUUCAACGUGAUAUUGCUCAAGCAUUUUCAAUAAUACAUUCUAGUGUCGCAAAAAUGUCCGAACUUAUGUUAUUGGAAGUAAAGCGUUAUAACUAUGUAACAUCACCAAAUUACUUACAACUGGUAAGCGGAUUUAAAGAACUUCUUGAAAAGAAACGUUUGGAAGUAUCAACAGCAGCAAAUAGAUUACGAAAUGGUCUUUCAAAAAUCGCUGAAACUCAAGAAAAAGUAUCUUUAAUGUCCGAGGAAUUAAAAAUUAGCUCCGAACAAGUUAAAAUUCUCGCGCGUGAAUGCGAAGAGUUCAUUACAAUGAUUGAAAUUCAAAAGUCGGAGGCGACUGAGCAAAAAGAAAAGGUUGAUGCCGAAGCAGUAAUUAUUAGACGAGAAGAAGUUAUUUGCCUUGAUUUAGCUGCAACAGCACGCGCUGAUUUAGAGGUGGUUAUGCCUAUGAUAGACGCUGCCGUGAAAGCUCUAGAUGCUUUAAAUAAAAAAGAUAUUUCGGAAGUAAAGUCUUAUGGACGCCCACCCAUGAAAAUAGAAAAGGUUAUGGAAGCAGUUUUAAUUUUACUUGGUAAAGAACCAACUUGGGAAAAUGCUAAAAAGGUUUUGAGUGAAUCAACUUUUCUGAAUGAUUUGAAAAAUUUUGACCGUGAUCAUAUUUCUGAUAAAACAUUAAAACGCAUUGCUAUGUAUACGAAGAACCCAGAACUAGAACCCGAUAAAGUAGCUGUAGUAUCACUGGCUUGUAAAUCGUUGAUGCAGUGGAUAAUGGCAAUUGAAAAUUACGGAAAAGUUUACCGAAUAGUUGCUCCAAAACAGGAAAAACUAGACAAUGCAAUGAGGUCACUGGAGGAAAAGCAAGCUGCAUUAGCAGCAGCAAAAAAAAAGUUGGAAGAACUACAAGCAGUUAUUGAAGAACUUUAUAGGCAGCUUAGUGAAAAAACAGAACUUUUAAAUGAACUGCGCGCAAAGGAAGAACGGCUAAGAAAGCAAUUAGAGAGAGCAAUUAUAUUAGUAGAAUCAUUAUCAGGCGAGCGUGAAAGAUGGAUUGAAACUGUUGCUCAGUUAGACCUCUCUUUUGAGAAACUUCCUGGGGACUGUUUACUGUCCAUUGCAUUUAUGUCAUAUUUGGGCGCAUUUGAUACAAAAUAUCGCGAGGAAUUGGUUACAAAGUGGUCAUUGUUAAUUAAAGAGCUUCUUAUACCAGCCACUGCUGAGCUAAAAAUUACAAAUUUUCUUUGCGACGCUGUUUCAAUUAGAGAGUGGAAUAUACAAGGCCUUCCAGCGGAUGAUUUAAGUACUGAAAAUGGUGUCAUAGUAACACAAGGAAGUCGUUGGCCUUUAAUUAUAGAUCCUCAAAUGCAAGCAAAUAACUGGAUUAAAAAUAUGGAAGAACGUAAUCAACUUUUAAUUAUAGAUUUUGGCAUGAUGGACUAUUUGAAACAAUUAGAACGAGCUUUAAAGGAAGGACUACCAGUCUUAUUACAAAAUGUAGGAGAAUAUUUGGAUCAGGCAAUUAAUCCAAUUCUGCGACGAAGUUUUACCAUUCAAAGCGGAGAAAAAUUACUUAAGUUCAAUGACAAAUACAUUUCAUAUAAUGAUCAAUUUCGAUUCUACAUAACGACAAAAAUAGCUAAUCCCCAUUAUCCUCCAGAAAUAUCCUCUAAAACUACCAUUGUAAAUUUUGCUUUAAAGCAAGAUGGACUUGAAGCACAACUGUUAGGAAUUAUAGUCCGCAAAGAGAAGCCGGCUCUUGAAGAGCAAAAGGAUGAGUUGGUGUUGACUAUUGCUAGAAACAAAAGAACUUUAAUUGAUUUGGACAAUGAAAUCCUGCGCUUACUAAAUGAGAGUCGCGGGUCUUUAUUAGACGAUGAUGAGUUAUUUUCCACACUACAAAAAUCCCGACAAACUUCUGUAUUAGUUAAGGAGUCUCUUAGUAUUGCCGAAGUCACUGAAGUAGAAAUUGAUGCUGCGCGUCAAGAGUAUAAACCAGCCUCUGAACGCGCAGCAAUUUUAUUUUUUGUUCUAAUGGAUAUGUCUAAAAUUGACCCAAUGUAUGUAUUUUCUUUGGCAGCUUACAUACUAUUAUUUACUCAGUCCAUCGAACGAAGCCCUCGCAACCAAUUAGUUCACGAGCGAAUACAAAAUAUAAAUGAAUAUCAUACAUAUUCUGUUUACCGUAAUACAUGUCGAGGACUUUUUGAACGUCAUAAACUAUUAUUUUCGAUUCAUAUGACUGCAAAAAUACUUGCAAAUGCUGGAAAACUUGUGGAAGAAGAGUAUGACUUUAUUUUAAAAGGUGGUAUUGUGUUAGAUAAGCAGGGCCAAGCUCCUAACCCGGCUCCAUCAUUGUUCUCCAAAUAUGACCAUUUGCAAUCAAAUGUGCCCAUCGAGAUUGCCAAACGCGGAGAGUUUAUCUACGCUACAGCCAAAGGAGUUGUCAAUAUUACCAGCUGCGGAAACCAAAUCACCUUGCAAAACGUUUUGUAUUGCAAGGAUAUUCCACACAACCUACUAUCGGUAAAGAAAAUGCAGGAUGCAGGUAUGACCAUUGAAUUUAAUCCUGGAGGUGUAAAAGUAUCCAAGGAUGUGCUGAGUAUCGAUUAUGGCAUGAAAGAUUAG
Messenger RNA from Drosophila ananassae, 7776 nucleotides. It is a transcript of the gene kl-2, whose product is annotated as dynein axonemal heavy chain 2. Lineage: Eukaryota; Metazoa; Arthropoda; Insecta; Diptera; Drosophilidae. Gene Ontology annotation, molecular function: dynein light intermediate chain binding; ATP hydrolysis activity; minus-end-directed microtubule motor activity. Gene Ontology annotation, biological process: microtubule-based movement. Gene Ontology annotation, cellular component: dynein complex. The record is from RefSeq and is a predicted model, not a curated record. Bases 1 to 7776 code for a protein of 2591 amino acids. The transcript has 5 exons.